AUAUAUACAAUAUAAAAGUUAAUAAAUGGCUGCAGCUAUAUGUCCAUAUAAUAGCUAUAUAUAGCAAUGCUUAUGAACUGUGUCAGUGUGUUAGCUCUAUUGCUUUUGAUGUCUACAUUGCCUCCAGGCACUCAUGAAGCUGCCUGUGACGAUGUUCAUUCAAUCGCGGUAAGAAACUCUGACGAUGGCAAAGGCGCCAUUCUUUCAAUCUUCAUUCUUUCAACCUCAAAAGCUUUCACACUUUAUGUUCCUAAUCACCCCCUCCCAUUGUUGGAGUGUGGUGAAAACUUCUACAAGUGCAACGUCCUUGCAUUCGAUUACAAUCACCAAUACUACGUUAUUGUACCAUCCAUUGGGGGCUUCUUGUGGCUUCAGUAUUCUCCAAAACAAAUUAAACUACCAGAAGUUCACUUUCAAAAAGUUACCAGACCUUGUAGCCCAACCAAACUCUACUAUGGAGGUGGGGUAAAUGAUUUUCGUGUGAUGAUGUCUUGUUUUAAUGCAUCAGCUCAAAGUGAUAAUCGAAGUUCACUUUAUUAUAUUGAUUUUUUAUACUCAGUUACCAAUAAUAUCACCACUUUUAGUGAGAGGCUCUCAUCACCACGGGAACCAAUAUUUGAUCCAGACACAGUAUCUGAGGCGGUUCGUGCAGCUGGUUUAUCUUUACACGGCUGUUUUAUUGACGAGGAAUUGUAUGUGUUGGAUGAAGCAUACCCCUUACACACUCACACUGAACCAUCAAGACUAGAUCCCUUAUUUGUGGAAGAAGCACCACUUAAAAACUGUUCCGAUUAUUAUCAUAUUGAGUAUAAUGAUCGAGGCAGUCUCAUCAUAUACUGUACAAAUCAGACAGCUGUUGUAUAUAAUAUGUGUACGGGAGAAGCAAGCUAUUAUGCUAUCGAUACAACUGGUAUUCCAUACUCGUGCUCAAGGGACUACACUGUUUACAGGCACACUAACAAACUGGUUAUCAUUAACACUGACAACAGUAAUCGUACAGAAAUUGAGUUCAACAAUCCUAACAUCGUAUACGGAAAGUGUAUUGAUAUUACUGGUGAUCUGUACUUCUGGGGGCUUACUGAUAAUAACACUUUAUUGAGAGUUUCUGUUUCACAGCAAUUAACUGCAAUCGUCGUGACUAAAUUGUGUCACCUUAACAAUACUUGCCUCAGGCCAAUGUUUAAUGUACAAGGAACAGUACACAGCUAUUUCGACCCAGUCACAUUGACAAACAAGGUUGUAAACUCAAGUAAUGGACAAGGAUUGCCAGUGUUUUCUCUGCCCUUUCACCCAGACAUGUACACUAUACACACAAGCCCGGAUACUCUUUCUUGUGAGAAUAAUCCGACUCACGCUCCAACAAUGAGUACUAACACAGUAAAUGUUCCACAAAACUCUUCUGCAAGUAUUAUUUCUUUGUUUAUACAACCCAUUCUUUUACUAGCACUAGUCUUCAUUGUUUUUAAUGUACUAUAAUGUGAGUAUACUAAGCAAUAAAAUUAAUCUAUAUACCGUAC
Molecule: messenger RNA, 1517 nt
Organism: Halichondria panicea
Lineage: Eukaryota; Metazoa; Porifera; Demospongiae; Suberitida; Halichondriidae
Exons: 2
Coding region: 67-1476 (469 amino acids)
Source: RefSeq, a predicted model, not a curated record